ACCCACCGUACAUUUUGUCGAUUUCGUCGCGAUUCGUCACGUUAACCUCACUUCUUCACUAGAAAACAACUUGCUAGAGAAAUUUUAUUUGUUACUUGAAACGAAAAGAAUCAACUGAGAAACUAUGCCUUUCAUGAAAGGGCCAGCUCCUAUCAGGAGAACAAUAAAAUACUUGGAAGGGGCACGGUUAGCGUUGAAGGAUCAAAUAAAAAUAAUGACUAUAAACUACCAUGUAACUGCUCCCCAUCACCAAGGAACAAAAGACUUCGUAUUUUGGUAUUUGCCGCAGAUUCAGUACAGGAACCCGAAUGUCCAGAUAGCUACUUUGAAGAAUCUCACACCGUCUCCUUUCGUCAGGUGUUUUUACGACACUGGUCACGAAAUGCUCAUUGACACUUUCGGGCGAACUAAAGAAGAAAUUCACGAACACUUGAUUAACGUCAUCGGGAAACAAAAAGACGUAUUGGAGGCCGAAACAAUAGCCAGAGAAAAGAAGGAUAAUCCUGCGAACUUUGGGACGCUGUGUGAGAGACAUUGUAUUUGUGAAAUACCCGGACAAGUGCCCUGUCCCGGAACAUGCCCCCUACCUAAGCACUGGAGGGGCAAAUACAAGUACAACAAGGUACAAGAGUAGACAUUAAGCUCAAGUAUAGUUGAUUUUUUUUUGUAAAUAAUAAAUUCAUGGACGGUCG
Messenger RNA from Leptinotarsa decemlineata (Colorado potato beetle), 692 nucleotides. RefSeq names its product mitochondrial ribosomal protein S25 (gene mRpS25). Gene Ontology annotation, molecular function: structural constituent of ribosome. Gene Ontology annotation, cellular component: mitochondrion. The record is from RefSeq and is a predicted model, not a curated record. Lineage: Eukaryota; Metazoa; Arthropoda; Insecta; Coleoptera; Chrysomelidae.